AUGGCGGACCUGCUGCUACCUGGACAUCGCUGCUACCUGGACAUCGACUCCCGCCUCGACAGCCUCGUCCGGAGGCGCGAGCGGCGCUGCCGGUUCGGGCCCCCCAGGGUUCAGCCCCUGUGCGUGCAGCCGAGGACUCAAAAAACCAGCCCCGAGUACGUUCACCGGGAUCCCCCCCACAAAAGGCAGCCCGAGCAUGCAGCCGGCACCCCCCAGAGCCAGCCCCUUGGCACGGUAACCGUGAUCCAUCCCCGGAGCCCAUGCAUCACUCUGAGAUGCACUGCCUUCAAGUACCACUUUUCUCAGCUGGUAUGCUUGCGCAAUGUCCCCUUCAACCUGACGAAGAUGAUCCACCAGGAUGAAUGGCAUCUACUCCACUUGAGAAGGAUCACAGCCAGAGUCCUGGGCAUGGCUGCAGCUGUUCUUCUCUGCGGGUGCAUCGUGGCAGCAGUCAGCUUCUUCUGGGAGGAAAGCCUCACCCAGCACGUUGCAGGUCUGCUGUUCCUGACAACAAGAAUAUUUUGCACUAUAUCUCUGUGUACCUAUGCAGCCAGCAUAUCAUAUGACCUAAACCACCUCCCCACAUUCAUCUGUAACCUUCCCAAUGAUGUAGAAUAUGGAUAUAGCUAGCUUGUAUUUUGUGCUUGUAGUCUGGGAUUUACAGUAGCAGCCGGGUAUCUUUGCACAGCUUUCCCGUUUGUUAGCAGAGGCAACAUUAUGCAGCUAAAGUCCACCAGAGACUCCUCCGUAUGA
This is a messenger RNA of Aptenodytes forsteri (emperor penguin), 753 nucleotides long. RefSeq names its product transmembrane protein 178A (gene TMEM178A). NCBI's taxonomy places the organism in Eukaryota, Metazoa, Chordata, Aves, Sphenisciformes, Spheniscidae. Gene Ontology annotation, cellular component: endoplasmic reticulum membrane. Gene Ontology annotation, biological process: regulation of cytosolic calcium ion concentration; negative regulation of osteoclast differentiation. The record is from RefSeq and is a predicted model, not a curated record. The transcript has 4 exons.